AUGCCUCACAAGCACAAACGACGGCAAAGAGAUGAUGACGACAACUUCGACCUUCCCCCGACAAAGAUCGCAAAGCCCCUCCCGGCAAAUAUCAGUAAUGGAGGCUCCAAAGAAACCUCAAACAAACGGCACCAAUCGAAAAAGUCCGUCCAGAACUCCUUCAUAGAUGAUACCCCGAAAGCAUUUAUGCGCAUGAUGCAGCAGUUUCAAAAAGCCACAUCUUCAAGCGCCCGGCGCACUCCAUCCUGGCAAGAAGAUGGCGGGACGAAGUCUAAUAGGAAACGUAAAAGGGGAGAACGUGAAGUUGGCACACUGAUCGCAAAUGGAGAAGCAUCGACAUCGAGAUGGGCAGACUCUAAGAAUUAUAAUAGUAGCGGCAAAUCCAAUGGAGAAUUCCAGCAGAAGAAGGAUACAACGACAUCUUCGCAAUCGCAACCUGCUUCCUCCUCUUAUUCUAUUCCUAAAAUCCUCCCCGGUGAGCGCAUGUCCGAUUUCGCUGCACGUGUCGACCAAGCUCUACCCCUGUCCGGCAUCUCGAAGAAAUCGGGCACGUCAAGUAUAAGCAAGGAUCCUGCGCUGAAGAACCUGCGAGAACAAAGACAGACAAAACAUGAGCGGAGACUUCUUCGUCUACAGCGGGAAUGGAGAGCCGAAGAAGCGCGGAUUAGGGAGCGGGAAGAGGCUGAGCGCGAGGAAAGGGAGGCGCAGCAGGAAGAGGUCAAUGAGCAGUGGAAGGCGUGGGAGGAGGAGGCGGGCUUGACGAAAAAGAAAAAGAAGGCUGCAGCGAAGACUAGGAAAAAUAAGAGGAAUAAUAAAUGGAAAGGGAAAGCUGGUCUGUUGGAUGGGAAUGCAAGUGGUUGCGACACCGAGGGCAACGACAACGAAGGAGACGACGACGACGAUGACGAUCCAUGGGCUAAGCUUAAUCGAAAAGCGAAGGCUAUGCAGCCUGUUAAUCCGUUUGAGGUUGUCCAGGCGCCUCCUGCACAGUUGACGAAGCCGAAGGAGAAGUUCAAGAUGAGAGGCGUGGGUCGUGCGGUGGUCAAUGUUGCCAACGUUCCGGCGGCAGCGGGGAGUUUGCGGGCCAGAGAGGAGCUUGCGGAACACAGGCAAAGUAUUGUGGAUGAGUAUAGGAAAAUGAUGGCAACCAAGAGGGGGUAA
This is a messenger RNA of Paracoccidioides lutzii Pb01, 1161 nucleotides long. RefSeq lists its product as hypothetical. The transcript is spliced from 2 exons. The record is from RefSeq and is a predicted model, not a curated record. The coding region runs from base 1 to 1161 and encodes 386 amino acids.